AUGAAAUAUUAAUCAUUGAGUAACGAUAUUAGAAGGGUAAAAAGAAUAGAAUAAAAUAAGGAAGAUUAGUUGAAUAAGUUAAUCAGUAAUAUCGGAUAAGAAAUUUAAUAGAAGUAGAAAUUUAAAUUAAACUUAUAGCAUAGAUGAUCCUUAUAAAUAUUUAAUCAAAAGAAAUUAUUCAAUUGAGGAUAGAACAAUAAUAAAAAGAGAUAAUAUUACAUAGCGCAGACCCUAAGGAAGUAUGUCCAUAGCUGAAAUUUGGACAAAAAAGAUGAAAAAAUAAUGUGACAAAAUAUUAGUAGAGAUGAAAAAGAAAUAGACUAAAUAAAUGUAAAUCUAGUAAUUAAGCUAGACUCGAUUUAUCAAAAUAAUAAUCAAUAGAUAAUAGAUAAAUUGAUGAAUCGAUCUAAUGUAUACAAUUAUUCUCUAAAUACAGCUCCACAAAAUGCAAGUGCGAUAAUUGAAUAAUUGGGACUUAAAGUCUUAUUGGGUAAAACUAGAUAAAAGAACAAAAAUAAAUAAAUAGUCUAAUCUCCACGACAAUAAUUACAGUCCCAGUCCUAAAUUUUGACUCAAUCUCCAAAACCUAUUAGAAACAGAUUUGCUUCCAAUUUUCAUUUUGAACCCAUUUAAUAUUCUCCAACCUAGCAGUAUCAUCAUAAUAGCUAAAGUACCAGUAGUAGUACAAAAAAUUUGUAUAAUGUAAUCAUAAUAGUAAUAGAAUCAAUAGUAAUUUUAGGAAAUACAGCAUUAAGAAUGAAGUUAAAAGAGAAGUGAAUAAAUGUUUAUACGAAUGCGAUUCAUUAAUACAAAAUUAUAAAGAUAUUGAUAAGUAAAAAUCAAUUAUAAAGUUCAUAGAAAGUUAAAAUAGCCAUAGAAAAGUCGUCUAGAUAUUUUUGUCGAAAAAUAGCGAAGAGAAGCAUUGGAGGAACUAAUAUUUAUUGAAAGAAAUAAACCUAAAAACAUAUAUUGA
Messenger RNA from Paramecium octaurelia, 973 nucleotides. The record is from the annotation of a GenBank genome assembly. NCBI's taxonomy places the organism in Eukaryota, Ciliophora, Oligohymenophorea, Peniculida, Parameciidae.